Messenger RNA from Archocentrus centrarchus (flier cichlid), 2878 nucleotides. Its product is annotated as dolichyl-diphosphooligosaccharide--protein glycosyltransferase subunit STT3B-like. The transcript has 16 exons. Lineage: Eukaryota; Metazoa; Chordata; Actinopteri; Cichliformes; Cichlidae. Bases 310 to 2757 code for a protein of 815 amino acids. The record is from RefSeq and is a predicted model, not a curated record. Gene Ontology annotation, cellular component: membrane. Gene Ontology annotation, molecular function: dolichyl-diphosphooligosaccharide-protein glycotransferase activity. Gene Ontology annotation, biological process: post-translational protein modification.
UUCAUCCAGCUCCAAGGAAGGAAGGAAGAACUGCUCGAGCCGCGCGUGUCAUUUCCAGUGUGCUGCAAAACCGCGCUGCUAUGUAACUCCCUGGAAUUAUUUAACUGGUUUUGCGGUCGGUGGGAAGUACGGUUAGAUAGUUUGGAAACACAGUCUGUGUUUUGGGGGGUACGGGGCCCGUAGGGAAGGUGGUGCAAGUGGUUUUGGAAGUGGAGCGUGGCAGAGAAAAGGAAGAAAGGGGGGGUUCUUUCCUGUGUGAUACCAGAUAGCUCGCUUCGCUUGCUUGCCACGACGGGACUGACAUAGAAUAUGGCGGAGCAUCACCCGGUUUCCGAAAACAAACACAAAUCCUCUCUGAACUCCGGAGUGUCGUACUCUGGGAACGGGCGCAGCAGCACGGCGGUGGCGGCGGAGAGAGGCAGCAACGCCGGAGCGGGAGGAGGAGGAGGGCUGUCCGGCGGCCUGUCGCAGCCGGCCGGGUGGCAGUCCCUGCUGUCGUUCACCAUCCUGUUUCUGGCUUGGCUGGCUGGUUUCAGCUCCAGGCUCUUCGCUGUCAUCCGCUUCGAGAGCAUCAUACACGAGUUUGAUCCCUGGUUCAAUUACAGAUCGACUCACCACCUCACCACAAAUGGCUUCUAUGAGUUCCUCAACUGGUUUGAUGAAAGAGCCUGGUACCCUCUGGGUAGGAUAGUAGGGGGCACAGUGUACCCAGGCCUCAUGGUUACAGCAGGCCUCAUCCAUUAUGUGCUCAACCUGCUGCACAUUACUGUCCACAUACGGGACGUGUGCGUGUUCCUGGCCCCGGUGUUCAGCGGCCUGACCUCCAUUUCCACCUUUCUGCUCACGAGGGAGCUGUGGAACCAGGGGGCGGGACUGCUGGCAGCCUGCUUCAUCGCCAUCGUCCCUGGCUACAUCUCCCGCUCCGUGGCUGGCUCCUUUGACAACGAAGGCAUUGCCAUCUUCGCCCUGCAGUUCACCUACUACCUCUGGGUGAAGUCGGUGAAGACUGGAUCUGUUUUCUGGACCAUCGGAUGCUGCAUCUCCUACUUCUAUAUGGUUUCAGCUUGGGGCGGUUACGUGUUCAUAAUCAACUUGAUUCCUCUUCAUGUGUUCGUCCUGAUGCUCAUGCAGCGCUUCAGUCGGAGAGUCUACAUAGCCUACAGCACUUUCUACAUCAUUGGCCUGAUCCUGUCCAUGCAGAUCCCAUUUGUGGGCUUUCAGCCAAUCAGGACCAGUGAACACAUGGCCGCAGCAGGUGUGUUUGUGCUGCUACAGGUCUACGCCUUUCUGCAGUACCUGAAGGACAGACUGACCAAGCAGGAGUUCCAGACUCUCUUCUUCUUGGGAGUCUCUCUGGCUGCUGGAGUUGUUUUUCUCUCUGUCAUCUAUCUGACAUACACAGGUUAUAUUGCUCCAUGGAGUGGGCGCUUCUACUCCCUUUGGGAUACCGGCUAUGCUAAGAUCCACAUUCCAAUUAUAGCUUCAGUAUCUGAGCACCAGCCCACCACCUGGGUGUCCUUCUUCUUUGAUCUUCACAUCCUCGUCUGUACCUUCCCAGCAGGCCUGUGGUUCUGCAUAAAGAACAUCAAUGAUGAGCGUGUCUUUGUGGCCUUGUAUGCCAUCAGUGCCGUAUAUUUUGCUGGCGUGAUGGUGCGUUUGAUGCUGACCCUGACUCCGGUGGUGUGCAUGCUGUCGGCCAUUGCCUUCUCCAGCGUCUUCGAACACUACCUGGGCGACGACAUGAAGAGACAGAGCCCGCCUGCAGAGGACAGCAGCGACGAGGACGACAGGAAGAAUGCAGGGAACCUCUAUGACAAGGCCGGGAAGGUGCGUAAACACGUGUCGGAGCAGGAGAAAGCAGAGGAGGGCCUCGGCCCCAACAUCAAGUCCAUAGUCACCAUGUUGAUGUUGAUGCUGCUCAUGAUGUUUGCCGUCCACUGCACCUGGGUCACCAGCAACGCCUACUCCAGCCCCAGUGUAGUGCUGGCGUCGUACAACCAUGAUGGCUCUCGUAACAUCCUGGACGAUUUCAGGGAGGCCUACUAUUGGCUGAGGCAGAACACAGACGAGCAUGCCAGAGUGAUGUCUUGGUGGGACUACGGCUACCAGAUAGCAGGCAUGGCCAACAGGACCACGCUGGUCGACAACAACACGUGGAACAACAGUCAUAUAGCGCUGGUGGGCAAAGCCAUGUCAUCCAAUGAGACCGCAGCCUAUGAAAUCAUGAGGUCGCUGGAUGUUGACUAUGUCCUGAUCAUCUUUGGAGGGGUGAUUGGCUAUUCAGGUGAUGACAUCAACAAGUUCCUGUGGAUGGUGCGCAUUGCGGAGGGGGAGCACCCCAGGGACAUCAGGGAAAGUGACUACUUUACCCCCCAAGGAGAGUUCAGAGUGGACAAAGCGGGCUCCCCCACGCUGCUCAACUGCCUUAUGUACAAAAUGUCUUACUACCGCUUUGGAGAGAUGCAGCUGGACUUCAGGACGCCCCCAGGCUUCGACCGGACACGCAACGCCGAAAUCGGCAACAAGGACAUCAAGCUGAAGCACCUGGAGGAGGCGUUCACUUCAGAGCACUGGCUGGGCAGGAUUUAUAAGGUCAAAAAGCUGGAGAACAGGGAUCGUGUGGAGCACAAGCUGCGCAGCACUGACACCACCAAGCAGAAGCACACCUCUAAAAAGACAGCCAAGAGGAAGCGGGGAUACGUCAGGAACAAGCUGUCCCUCAAGAAGGGCAAGAAACUGACCAAGAAAUCUUUAUAGAUGAUCCACCACCACCUACAGAGGCAGACUGUGGACAGGAGGGAGGAAAACAACUCUUACACACAAAACUUUCAACAAAAAUGAGCAGUAAAAAAAAAAAAAAAAAAAAAAAAAAAUCUAC